Molecule: messenger RNA, 1001 nt
Organism: Coffea arabica (coffee)
Lineage: Eukaryota; Viridiplantae; Streptophyta; Magnoliopsida; Gentianales; Rubiaceae
Source: RefSeq, a predicted model, not a curated record
AUGGACCCCCAGGAAUUUAACAAGACAAGCAUCAAGCAACAAUGGGAGACCGCGUCCAGUUUGAACCAUGGAGUCACUUGGAUGGCAAAAUUGUUUUUGUCACAGCGGCUUAAGUCUCUCUGUGACGAAAUCAACCAGCUAUUUCCCUCUCCAAGCACGUCAUCUCCGGUUGAGUUGGAUCCUAAUUCUACUCGAGCUGUGGCGGUUGAACUUGAUGUCACAGCUGAUGCCUCCACCAUUGAAACGUCGGUACAAAGGGCUUGGAAUGCAUUUGGACAUAUUGAUGCUUUGGUUAACAAUGCUGGUGUAAGAGGUUCAAUAAGUUCAUCACUGGAUCUUACUGAAAAUGAAUGGAAUUCUACAGUGAGAACAAACCUGACUGGAGCUUGGCUAGUGUCCAAGUAUGUUGGUAGGCAUAUGCGUGAGGCAGGCAGAGGUGGCUGUAUUGUUAAUGUUUCAUCAAUUUCUGGGCUGAACCGAGCACAAAUGCGGGGUUCUGUUGCCUAUAGUUCUUCAAAAGCCGGCAUGGACUCCAUGACAAGGAUAAUGGCCUUGGAAUUGGGAGAGUACAAAGUCAGGGUGAACUCAAUAAGCCCUGGACUUUUCAGGUCUCAAAUCACAGAAGAGCUUGUAAAAAAGCGCUGGAUUAAUAAUGUGGCAGAGAGAACAGUGCCUUUAAGAGCCUUUGGCACAACAGACCCAGCUUUGACAUCACUUGUUCGGUUCUUAAUUCAUGACUCCUCAAGCUAUGUAUCAGGCAACCAUUUCAUUGUGGAUGCUGGAUAUACUUUACCAGGAGUUCCCAUUUUCUCUUCACUUUGAAUUUUAAUGUAUGGACUCUAGUGAGCGAAUGACUGAGAGUGUAUUAGGAAGCUCAUGAAUGAGUGAGAGUGUAUUAGGAUGCCAAAAAAAAAAAAAAGAUACACAGCAUAUCCAUAUGUAUUUUAAACAAUUUGUGUGCUUUUUGUACCCUUAUAAAUACAUGACACAUUUACCUCGUA